Messenger RNA from Drosophila ananassae, 1615 nucleotides. RefSeq names its product putative odorant receptor 19b. The transcript is spliced from 3 exons. Lineage: Eukaryota; Metazoa; Arthropoda; Insecta; Diptera; Drosophilidae. Gene Ontology annotation, biological process: sensory perception of smell; detection of chemical stimulus involved in sensory perception of smell. Gene Ontology annotation, molecular function: odorant binding; olfactory receptor activity. Bases 330 to 1514 code for a protein of 394 amino acids. The record is from RefSeq and is a predicted model, not a curated record. Gene Ontology annotation, cellular component: plasma membrane.
UAAAAGAGUUUAUAAGUAAAAGAUAUAAUAAGUAAAAGACCUAUUGAAAUACACUUCACUUUCUAAAAAAAAUGGUCGAUAAAAUAGUGUCGAUAGAUUUCCUUUUUGAUUAAAAUGAAAAACACCACACAUGGUGGCACCCUUUAGGCCGAAAACUAUUAAAAGCCAAAAGAGAAAUGGCCAGGGCGAAACUUUUUCGGUUAAUUUGCUGCAAUUUGCAUAAAUUGCGGCUGUUCCUUCAGACUUUAGACCAAAUGGACUUAUAGGGUCCUCUAGAGGACUACUCUAUAAAAGGACUGCGGUUGUAGUUCGGAGGCUCAAAAAAAAAAAUGGUUCAAGCUGGGGACCUGCUACCAGUGGACUCGACGGCUGCUUUAAAGCUCCAUUGGCGGAUCUUUCGAUUGAUGGGAAUACAUCCUCCGAAGGGUAGGGAGUCAUUUUUCGGUCAGCACUACAGAAGCUACUCGAUCUUCUGGAACGUCACCUUUAACGUCUCCAUGUCCCUGUCUAUGGUGGUGAACUUCCUGAUGUCCAACUCACUGGAGUCCUUCUGUGACAGCCUCUCGGUGGCCAUGCCCCACAGCAUCUACAUGCUGAAGCUCCUGAAUGUCUGGGCGGUUCGGGACAGGCUGCUACAGACCCACCGAAUCCUGCGGUACCUGGACACCCGCCUCUGCUCCCCCAUCGAGCGCCGGAUCGUCCGCACGAAGGGCAUCCGCCGCUCGCAUCGGCUCCACUUGACCAUCAUUAUCGCCGUCGGAUUUGUUUUCGGUUGUGGAAUCGCCUACAUAAUCCUGUCCAGUGAGCGAACCCUGAUGUAUCCCUCGUGGAUACCCUGGCAGUGGAAGGAGUCGACCACCGCCGUCUUUGUAUCCACCGUCGUCGUUCACACCGUUUUCUUGGCGGAGACCGCCGUGGUGGUCUACACUGUGGCCACCUAUCCGUGCACCUACCUGAUCCUGCUGAGUGCCCACACCCGGGCUCUGGCCUGCCGGUUCGCCCGCUUGGGGCACUCCGCAAGGGAGACUGAGCAGCAGACCCAUCUUCGUCUUUUGGACUACAUUCAAGAUCAUCAAAAGCUAUUACAAAUCCUAAAAUCCCUGGAGCAUUCUCUGUCGAGAGGCAGUUUCCUGCAGUUCUUUUGCAUGGCCUGUUCCCAGUGCACCACCUGCUACCUGAUCCUGUUCGAGAAGAUCGGCUUCAUGCCGCUCGUGAAUAUGCUCUGCCUCCUGCUAACGUUCACCUGCGAGACCCUCCUGCUGUGCUACUCCGCCGAGCUGGUCCACCAGGCGGGCGACAAUCUUCUGUCUGCGGUCUACUCCUCCAAUUGGCUGGACCAGCCCGCCCUCUUCCGGCGCUACUUGGUCCUCGUCCUGGUUCGCUGCCAGAAGCCGAUGAUCCUAUACUCGGGCAUUGUGGUGCCUCUCAGGAUGACAUCGUUUUUGACCUUCUGCAAGGGCGCAUACUCAAUGCUCACAUUGCUGAGCAAAAUGCGGAAAUCAACAAUCGAUUAAAGAUUCUGGAAGGCCUUAGGAUGAAAAAAUAAACCAUUAUCUAAAUAUGUUUCUCUUUUGAAUAAAAAAUAUGUAAAGGAACUACGAAAUAAAGAAGGUAC